UGCCCACUAGAGGGCGCCGCAGCAGCCGCGCCGCCUCCGACUCCGCGCGCCGGCGGGCCCAGCCCGUGACCCAGGCCUGGCGAAAUGGCGGCGAGGCGGUUGCUGAGCCGGGCCCUGCGGCCGCUCUGCGCUCCGGGGGCCCGGCCGCCCGCCAGGUAUCUGCAGACUGAAAAUCAUGAGUUGGUACGUCAAGAAACGUCUUCUGCUAAAACGUUAAUGGAUAUUGGAACUCGAAGGAUCUUCUCUUCGGAUCAUGAUAUCUUCAGGGAAAGUGUGAGGAAAUUCUUCCAGGAAGCAGUGCUUCCUUAUCAUGCAGAAUGGGAGAAGGCUGGCCAGGUGAGCAGGGAGCUCUGGGAAAAAGCUGGACAACAGGGACUGCUCGGUGUCAAUAUAUCGGAAAAACAUGGUGGCAUUGGAGGGGAUCUGCUCUCUUCAGCAGUGGUCUGGGAGGAGCAGAUGUAUGUUAAUUGUUCUGGCCCAGGAUUCAGCCUUCAUUCAGAUAUUGUCAUGCCCUACAUCGCAAACUAUGGCUCAAAAGAUCAGAUUGAACGGUUUAUCCCUGAAAUGUCUGCAGGCAAAUGUAUUGGUGCUAUAGCCAUGACAGAACCUGGGGCUGGCAGUGAUUUGCAGGGUGUACGAACGUAUGCCAAAAAGGAUGGAAGUGAUUGGAUUCUCAAUGGAAGUAAGGUAUUCAUCACUAAUGGCUGGAUGAGUGAUUUAGUGAUUGUGGUUGCCGUUACAAACCGUGAGGCCCGCUCCCCUGCUCAUGGGAUCAGCCUUUUUCUGGUGGAGAAUGGAAUGAAAGGAUUCAUCAAAGGACGCAAGCUGGAAAAAAUAGGCCUGAAAGCACAGGACACAGCAGAGCUGUUUUUUGAAGAUGUACGUUUGCCAGCCAGUGCCUUGCUUGGACAAGAGAACAAAGGGUUCUACUAUUUGAUGGCAGAGCUCCCUCAGGAAAGACUGUUGAUUGGUGAUAUGGCACUUGCCAGCUGUGAAUUCAUGUUCGAAGAAACAAGGAACUAUGUUAAACAAAGAAAAGCUUUUGGGAAAACAGUUGCACAUUUACAGACUGUGCAGCACAAGUUAGCGGAACUGAAAACUCAGAUUUGCGUGGGCCGGACAUUUGUGGACAGCUGUCUCCAGCUGCAUGAGGAGAAACAUCUGGACUCCUCCACAGCUUCCAUGGCAAAAUACUGGGCGUCUGAUCUCCAAAACAGCGUGGCUACUCAGUGCGUACAACUCCAUGGAGGAUGGGGGUACAUGUGGGAGUAUCCAAUUGCAAAAGCUUUUGUGGAUUCUCGUGUCCAGCCAAUCUAUGGUGGAACCAAUGAAAUAAUGAAAGAGCUCAUUGCUAGAGACAUUGUGAUUGACAAGUAGGCACAUGUCUACGCUGAAGACUGCUUCCUGAAUCCUAUCACAAUUAAUACGGUAUUAAAUCAGGCACCAGAAUGCAAGUACUAGUACUGUGUUGUGUUGAGGAAAAGGAACCAUUGUUAAACUAUUGUAGUUACAAAUGUCCCAUGUUGUUACUGUAGUUUAUCUGUGGACUCUAAUAUUUAAUUAAUAUUAACUUGUAACACUCUCUUUCCUGGUGGAAAACACUAGGACUAAUUCUUUGAUUACAAAAAAUCUGAGGCAAGAAGAUCAUAUGUAUUGGUAGUGAAAAGUAUGGUCACUUUGGAAUGUUACAAUUAACUUGAAAUCUUUGAAACAUAAUGUCAUUAUAUUAAAUCCAGUCUUAACUGUUCAGAAUUAAACACAAUCAGAUUGUCAAAGAAACCACUUUCUUCUUAGAAAAUAAAUAACAGCUGAGGUGUUUAAAAAAACAAAACACCAAAACCACAACUUUGGAACUACAGUGUUAAAUGUAACUAUAGAACUUGGACCUAUCACUGACUCACUGCCACCCCUUUUUUAAUAAUAUAUCUGUUUGAGAAUGUAAUAGAUUUUCCUCCUAUAAUCAUCUGGCUUUUUGCAUUGCAUUCAUCUAUGAUGAUGAGAACAAAUGAGUGAGUGACUUACAUUUUUGAGCUUUAUAAUGAAUUACAAAAAUAUAAUAAGCUUUACAAUGAAACUCAAUGUGCCUUAUUUCAAUAUGUACUUAUUUUGUAUAAAUAAGCUUAAUAAAAAUUUAAAAUGCAAAAUAUCAAUUUUCUGCAUUACUUGAAAAAUCAAAGUCAAAUACUAUAAAAUAACUAUGGAAGUGCCCUAGCGCCAUUUUAAUAUGGUUUGUCAGAAAGGGCACACUUUAGUUCAGUGUAGCACAUCCUCUGAUUGUUGUUAAUCUGUGUGAAUGCCUCUGUAAAAGGCCUAUUGGCCAAUUCUCAGUAGGUCUGCAGUCAUCAGUUAGAGGUUUAGGUAUCUGAGUAGAGUGUGCUGCUAAUACAGGCCUUUAUAGCUUUUAAAUAUUUGCUUUGAAUUAGCCUAAUUACUCAACUAUAGAAUUGUGUUUUUUGCUAAGUUAAAUGUGUAAUUAGUGAUUUGACUACUAUGCACUUUACAGAUCUGUUAUCUUUUAGAAAUAAGCUGUGGUAGCAUUAUGGUUUCUGUAAUAUGGUUUAAAGGGACAGAGCUUAUCACUUGUGGCAUACUGGCAUUUUUAGCAACAGAAGCCAGGAACUGAAUGGAAACUGAUCAACCUAUUUACUUUAGAGGUGAACUUGUCAUAUUAGGAUUGAAAAACAGUGGGGCAGUAAGAAAAGCUUAUGGCUGCUUCUGUUCGUGCUAAAAUUAGUGUUUGGAUUAACAGAUUUCUGUUUCUAGGGCUGUCAGUCACAACCAUUACAUUAAUUAAAUUCUACAAGUGCUAAAUUCAUUCAGAAAUAAAGGUGAUGGACCAAAAACUUGUCAAAUGAAUAAACAUGUACCUUUUUAUUUC
Mauremys mutica (yellowpond turtle) is the source of this 2878-nucleotide messenger RNA. RefSeq names its product acyl-CoA dehydrogenase long chain (gene ACADL). NCBI's taxonomy places the organism in Eukaryota, Metazoa, Chordata, Testudines, Geoemydidae. The record is from RefSeq and is a predicted model, not a curated record. Gene Ontology annotation, biological process: long-chain fatty acid catabolic process; carnitine metabolic process, CoA-linked; fatty acid beta-oxidation using acyl-CoA dehydrogenase. Gene Ontology annotation, cellular component: mitochondrion. The transcript is spliced from 11 exons. The coding region runs from base 85 to 1377 and encodes 430 amino acids. Gene Ontology annotation, molecular function: long-chain fatty acyl-CoA dehydrogenase activity; flavin adenine dinucleotide binding.